AUGGACACCAGCGCGAUUGAGAUAGGCUGUGCCGUGAUGUCUUUGGCAGAGGAAGAGACGGGUGGUCUGGAUGUCCCUGAUAUCCAUGCAUCUCCAGCAACGAGCUCUCAUCAUGACCUGGAUGGACGAUAUCUAACUGAUCGAGCGAUUAAGUUCGAUCACAUGCAGCAGGUGUUGGCCUCUGUUUGGCGUCCGGUGAUAGGAAUGCGUGUCCUUCCGAUCGCCGACAACCUGUUUUUGUUUCAGUUUCCGCAUUUGAAGGAUCUGCAACGUGUGAUUGGGGAUGGCCCUUGGUCAUUCAAAAACCACAUGCUUGUGUGUGGUAAGGUCCUGAUCGGCGUUAGGCCAGAGGAUGUGGUUCUCAACGAUGUCUCGUUCGGGGUGCAGAUUCACGAUCUCCCCAAAAUCUACGCUUCCUUAGCUUUCAUCACAUGCAUCGGCGAUUAUGUAGGCACCUUUCUGGCAGUCGAUCUAAAUAACUUUGGUGGAUCUUGGAGAAGUUUUUUCAGAAUCAUAGUGCGGCUGGAUGUGAACGCUCCCCUGAAGAGACGAAUGAAGCUUUGCCGAAAGGAUGACACGGUGCAGUGGGUAAGCUUUAAAUAUGAGAGACUAGGCACUUUCUGUUUCUAUUGUGGGGUGCUAGGGCAUUCUGAUAAGUUCUGCAAGAAGGUAUAUGAAGAGGGUGCGGAACCAGAUGCAUUCCCUUAUGGGGCUUGGAUGCGAGCGGGGGCUCGAACGUUAGGUUCGUCCAGUCGGGGCAAAAUUGCUUUUGGCCGAACUCCCACAUGCUACGUUGGUGACAUAUGCUUCUAG
Messenger RNA from Ipomoea nil (Japanese morning glory), 813 nucleotides. RefSeq lists its product as uncharacterized. The transcript has a single exon. The record is from RefSeq and is a predicted model, not a curated record. Lineage: Eukaryota; Viridiplantae; Streptophyta; Magnoliopsida; Solanales; Convolvulaceae. Bases 1 to 813 code for a protein of 270 amino acids.